Messenger RNA from Callithrix jacchus (white-tufted-ear marmoset), 5711 nucleotides. The record is from RefSeq and is a predicted model, not a curated record. NCBI's taxonomy places the organism in Eukaryota, Metazoa, Chordata, Mammalia, Primates, Cebidae.
UCCUGCUGCCCUGAGAAAAGCCCGCCAAGCCUGCUCUGUUCUGCCCAGCAACAACAAGCAGCCAAUCAUUGCAGCAGGAAAGCCCGCCAAGCCUCGGCCUAUCCUGAACCGACACGUAACCCUCUGAGCCACCUCAGCAGUCUGCCCAGAGACUGACAGCCUAUCCUAAGCUCCUAUGACACUCCGCCAGCCCUGUGUCCACGCCCCGUCCACCCCCCUAUAAAACUCUCCUACCCCAGCUGUGCAGUCGCAGCCAGCCCCAUUCUCCUUCCUUUCCUGGCCUGCCCGCUGGUCCCAAUAAACCUGAACUCGGCUUCCAACUCUCGAGCUGUUAUUUGGGGUUGGGUACCGGGCAGGGGUCUACAAGGGGGUCGCACAUAUGGUGCCGAAACCCGGGACGGAGGGUCGCUAGCCCCCCUAGCGACCCCCUCCCUCCAGCGACCUCCCCAGCCCUCCUCCAAUUCGGCCUCAGCACUCCGGACCAGGUAAGUCCUGUUUCUUACCUUCUCCUUCCAUGGUGCGUGUGGCAAAGGCCCUUCCUCUCAGUCCCAAUCCACGGAUCCCUCGCCAAGUGCCGGCCGGCCCGAGCAGGAUCCCCCAACCAGGCUCCAGGAGCCUUGGGUCGGCAGACAAGGGACGCCUUCUCUGACCCACCCAAUCUAAAUCCAUUAAAUAGGAACGAUCAGACAGGGGACGCCUACUCUGGUCUUUCCUAUCCACCUUCCUCUGGGGAAGCUGAUGGGUUGGAGGGACGCCUCCCCCUACACUACCCCAGCCCACUCGGAUACUGUUCCGAGCUCGGAUACUGUUCCGAGACCGCCCUCGGCUGGCAGGAACCCUUUGCCGCACGCAUCAUGGGGAACGUGGAGUCCAAAAUUCCAAAAAACACCCCACUAGGUUGUUUACUUCUUGACUUUACCUGCUUGGGCUACUCCCAAAACCCUUAGGCGGAAAAAGCUUAUCUUCCUCUCCCAGGUGGCCUGGCCCCAGUAUCAGCUCGAUAACAGGUCGCAUUGGCCUCCCACCGGCACUUUCGAUUUCAAUGUGCUCCGCGACCUAGAUAACUUCUGCCGCCGAACUGGCAAAGAUAAGGAAGUGCCUUAUGUUCAGGCUUUUUGGGACCUGCGUUCCCAUCCUGACCUCUGCUCUUCUUGCUCUACUCACCAAGUUCUUUUAGCCCGAACUCCCCCACCACAGACUCCUACCUCCCCAACCAAGCCACCUCCCUAUACUCUACAGGAAGAGAUGCCUGACCACAUGUCUUCCCCCUUUGUUCCCACUCCGGAAGUCCACUACCUCUCCCCCUCCCUACUCCUCACCGGAGGAUCUGCCUGAACAUCUAUCCUCUCCUGCCAAUCUCAGCAAUCAGUCGCCAUCAACAGCACGCUCUUCCUCUGCUCCCUCUGCACCUCCUACCUCAGAGGCCAUGCUUCGCUCUCCCUCUACUCCCUCCGAGCCCCCUCCCUCAGAGGCCGCACUUCCUCUUGCCUCUCCGGUGGCAGCCCACACCCGCUCUCACCAGCCAGCUAUCCUGGCCCCACUCCGAGAAGUAGCAGGCGCAGAAGGUUUAAUCAGGGUCCAUGUUCCUUUCUCACUCCAAGACCUGUCCCAAAUUGAGAAACGUUUAGGAUCCUUCUCAGCCGACCCGUCCACCUAUAUUAAGGAAUUCCAAUACCUCACUUAAGCAUGAGAAGCCCUAGUCCGGUAUACUCGACUAGAUCCAGCCUCCCAAAAAGGGGCCACUGUAUUAGCCUCCCAUUUUAUCUCCCAAUCAGCACCCGACAUAAGAAAGAAACUAAAGAAAGCAGAAGAGGGGCCAGAGACUCCCAUCCAAGACCUGGUAAAAAUGGCCUUUAAAGUAUUCAAUGCCAGGGAAGAUGCAGCUGAGGCUGCCCGCCAAACUCGCAUGAAGCAGAAGGCUGCCCUCCAGACCCAAGCCCUAGUGGCGGCUCUAAGGCCGGCAGGGAACCAGAAGCCCAAGGCCGAAACCCAUGCCCCUCCAGGGGCAUGUUUCAAAUGUGGAAAGGAAGGACACUGGUCCCGAGCCUGUCCACAACCACGGCCACCAACUAAGCCUUGCCCUAUCUGCCACCUCCCGGGACACUGGAAGUCAGACUGCCCCAGCUUCCCCAGGGUGCCGGUUCCUGAAAACAGACACACUGGCGUUACGCAGCUGGCAGUCACCCUCAGUAGGGAGGAGCCUGCUUGCCAGGAGCCGACCUCCAAGGGAACUCCAUUCCCCAGGCUAUUAGGGCUGCUAGAUGACUAGCGGGGCCCUGGCUUACCGACUCCGGUUACCCUCGCCGAGCCUAGGGUCACAAGACAUGGGGGCUACCUACUCCGCACUUCCUUCUUAUUCUGGCCGUCUCACCCCUUCCCAGGUCUCGGUCAUGGGAAUCGACAGGACCCCGAGUAUCCCCUACCAAACCCCACCACUCAUGUGCUCAUAUAACUCCACUCCAUUCACCCACUCUUUUUAGUAAUCCCCACCUGCCCAGUUCCCCUUCUGGAGCGAGACAUCCUUUCAAAGCUGAAGGCUGUCAUAACCUUCCCCACCGCCAGCCUUUUUCUCCUAGCCCUCAAUACUCUGCCUCGGAACUCCAGGCCCUCCAGUCUACCCCCGGGGUACGGUUCAAGGAUGACUGGGCCUUCAAUCAUAACCUCCUCAUCCUCCCCGAAAAGCAAAAGUACCAGAUAAUCCAAGACAUCCAUAAUUCACUCCACAUUGGGCCUAAAGCCUUAUACCGGUUCCUCAACCCACUUUUUCACCCUCACCAUCUCCUCAGUACCAUACAGGAAGUCCAGUCCUCCUGUACUGUCUGCGCAAAAACUAAUUCCCAGGGUUCCUGUCAUCCUCGGCGCCAGCUUUAUCAGCUACGCGGGUUCCUACCUGGCCAAGACUGGCAAAUUGAUUUCACCCAUAUGCCAAAGCAUAAACAGUACCGGUAUCUGCUAACCAUUGUUGACACUUUUUCAGGCUGGAUUGAAACUUACCCCACAGCCUCUGAGUCUUCCGGGACAGUAGCCACUCAUCUCAUUCAAGACAUCAUCCCACGCUUUGGACUCCCGGCUACCAUACAGUCAGACAACGGCCCAGCCUUUAUCUCCAAAGUCACUAAUGCCGUUUCUACCUCUUUAGGAAUUCAGUGGAAGCUACACGCCGCCUACCAUCCUCAGUCCUCUGGUAAGGUGGAACGGGCCAAUGGCCUAAUAAAGGAGCAUCUGACCAAGCUCAUGCUUGAGCUCCGCCAAUCCUGGGUAACCUUGCUUCCUAUCGCCCUCACCAGGUUGAGAGCAAGCCCCCAGGGCCCAUCACAGCUUAGCCCGUUUGAGCUGCUGUACGGUCGCCCCUUCCUACUUUCAACUCCCCCACCACCAGAGACCACUCCUCUAGACAGCUACCUCCCCUACUUUACUCUCCUUCGCAGCCUUCUCCGAGAACAUGCCAAUGCUUCUCUUCCCCAACCCACCCAGCCAUCUGAAAAUACACAGAAAGUCUCCCCCGGGGACUCAGUUCUUAUCAGGUCCCUCUCCCCAAAGCCCCUCGCUCCCAAGUGGGAAGGACCAUACACAGUCCUCCUUACCACUCCAUCAGCUAUAAGAGUUGCUGAAAUCCCAUCUUGGGUCCACCUGUCUCGGGUAAAAAAGGCCCCCAUGGACCCUCCUUAUGCUGGAAGGCUGUUCCUACUGGCCCUUUAUCUGUCAAACUUACCAGGGCCUAGCAGCCACACCCCCUACAGAUGGAGAUUCUUCCUAACUGAAAACUAUACCAAAACCACCUUCAUCUGUAAUACCCCUCCAUACAGCCACAACCAUCUUCUUGCAACUUCCGACUGCCCCGCAGCCGGAUGCCAAAGGGCCAUAUAUCUGAACUUCACCAAAUUCCAUAACAUCCAUACUGAUAUACCUCUCAUGUGCUUCAACCAUGACCAACCAUCAGGAGCAUGCAAUAAUACUCCUUGGCGCUCCUGCAUGGGAUGUACUUGGAUGAACUGUCGACUACAUAUAGCCGUCAAGUCCACAGUACCUGCCCAAUCUCAGCUCAAAAUCAUCCCAGACAUAGAUGAAGAAGGAAACACCAUUAUCGGUUCUACACGGUAUUCCAUUCUCAUACCUGACCCCUGGGACAACCGGUGGAAAAGCCCCCAGAAAGCUGCCGUGUAUGACCACAAAGAUACCAAAUAUCCCUCUUCCCACCUGUAUAUCUGGCGGGCAUACGUACGUACAGUCCACCAAGUCCACUCUGAUAUUAGCCUACAAGAAAAAUCUCUGAAUGACCAAUUGCAACCACAUUCGUCUCCAUUUUCCUGGUUAACUUUUCUCCAAGAAGGAAUCAAGUUAGCUAACCUCUCAGGACUAACUGACCUAACUUCAUGCCUCAUGUGUGCCUUCUUAGGACAGACUCCCUUCGUUGCAGUCCCUUACCCCAUCCUUCUCAACCUUUCAGCCUCAACUUCUUCCUUCUCCCCCGUCAGGGAAGUCGAUCUCUACACUCCACCUGAUUUUGAACAGCUACCUGUGUGCUAUUCCCUAGGCCGAAACUUCCCUAGCUGUAACAGAACUAUACUGGUAACCACUAAUAUAACAGCCCCACGAGGAACGUUUUUUUGGUGUAACAGGACCUUAACAAAAACUCUCUACGUUGGCCUUUCCUCAUCUCUUUUAUGCCUCCCAGUAACCCUAGUCCCUUGACUCACUAUAUAUUCUUCAGCCGAAUUCCAGAUGCUGUAAGCUCCCCAUCGCCGCACCCGAUGAGCUGCCUUCCUACCCAUUGCCGUUGGAGUCUCCCUUGCUGGUUCAGCACUUGCAGCAGGAUUAGGAGGAGGGGCACUAGUCCACUCUCACCUGGCCAUAGCCCAACUGACCUCACAACUCUAAGCAGCUAUUGAUGACUCUACUGAGUCUUUAGCAUCACUCCAAUGACAGAUCACCUCAGUUGCCCAAGUUGCCUUGCAGAACCGAAGAGCCCUAGACCUGCUCACUGCUGAACGAGGAGGGACCUGUAUCUUCCUACAAGAAGAGUGCUGUUACUACAUCAAUGAAUCCGGCCUAGUAGAAACCCGAAUCGAGAGCCUCCAGAAACUCAAAACUAACCUGCAGAGUCAGAAGUUCUCGGCUGAAGCCACAGCAUGUUCAUACAGCGGCGCUUUCAAGAACUGACUCGAGUCACCAUCCACCAGAUGCUGCUCCAACCCCACCCUGAAUGAGUGCAAGAAACAGACCUCUCCCUGAACAUCCAGGCUCCUUAAGAAAAGAGACCUCUUCAGAACCCCCCAUCGACCCUUGUCAGCAGGAAGUAGCCAGAUCGAUUCCGCCGCCCUUUUUCCUUUUUAAGGAGUCGGGAAUGUUCGGUAGAAAGUCCCGCCAUCUUUCCCCCAGGUUUCUUGCCCCCACCCCCCCCAGGCUUCCUGCUGCCCUGAGAAAAGCCCGCCAAGCCUGCUCUGUUCUGCCCAGCAACAACAAGCAGCCAAUCAUCGCAGCAGGAAAGCCCGCCAAGCCUCGGCCUAUCCUGAACCGACACGUAACCCUCUGAGCCACCUCAGCAGUCUGCCCAGAGACUGACAGCCUAUCCUAAGCUCCUACGACACUCCGCCAGCCCUGUGUCCACGCCCCGUCCACCCCCCUAUAAAACUCUCCUACCCCAGCUGUGCAGUCGCAGCCAGCCCCAUUCUCCUUCCUUUCCUGGCCUGCCCGCUGGUCCCAAUAAACCU